This is a messenger RNA of Fusarium venenatum, 1260 nucleotides long. RefSeq lists its product as uncharacterized. Lineage: Eukaryota; Fungi; Ascomycota; Sordariomycetes; Hypocreales; Nectriaceae. The record is from RefSeq and is a predicted model, not a curated record.
AUGGGAGACCGACCAGCCAUCUAUGUCCAUCUAGAAAUGGGCUUAACGCUGCCCAAGAUUAUGUCCAAAGACCGGCAUAUCACUUAUGUCUCUAAGAGCAUGCGCGAUCGAGCAAAUCAGUUUCCCCGACAGUUGCCUCCUGCAAAUACCAACUACCUCAACUCUUCAUCGCAGUAUCAAGCCGGUCAUCAACAAAUGCUCACACAGACUCAGCCAACUCAGUAUCAACUACAGCAUCAAUUCGCUUACCAUGCCAACAAUCUCCCUCCCAAUACAUACAGUAGAGACCCUGUGUCGACUAGUGUAGCUCAGGGACAGUCAUACCAGCCAUACCGUCCCCAACAAGUACAACACGACAUUAGGGAAUACUACGCCCCUAAUUCAACAGCGCCACCACCGCCACAACGAGACUCUUUACAGCCAGACGAAGUUCUGCGUAGCUCGAGAUCGACGAGACGUGGUUCACACGAGCGUGGCAAAUCUGCACCCCCGCCUCUAAACAGCAGCCCUUGGGACAUAAGCCCGCCACAUGCGUCAGGGAACGAACCUCAUCUCUGGAAAGCUCUUCCUGCAACCCCAAAUCAAUUCCGACUCGGAGAAGGCGACAUGCCAUGGGACUUGUGGACGUUCCCUGUGGGCCUCGACGAUAAUAACGAGGAGGACGAUCACGGUGAAAGAGGGGAUGGACGCAAACGUUCCCGAGAGGCCAGUCUGCGAGCAACAUGGGGACCUGAAUUUCCAAGUGAAUACUCACGUCCCACCCAACCUGUGCAAGUAGACGACCGUGCAAGAGGUAAAGCAAAUGACAUACAGUCUCUGGCUUCAGCAUUGAUGACUGUCGACAACGGGUUUGAGGAUCAGUGGUGGUAUCAGGGCCCUCGUCUUGUCAAUAUCCAUGGAAAUGUCAUGGUCCCAACAGCGGUACCCAAGUCCAGCUUUCACCCUGACCACCAGCAAAGUUCUGUGGGAUGGGCAGUCUCGCAUGAGGAAGCGCAGCGGCUGAAGAAUCAGAACGAUCAGCACCAAUUGCAACAGAAACCCCAAGAGCAACAAAGAAGACGGCAACGGCACUUGUCACUUCAAGAACAGCAACUCGAGUCGUUUGUACCAUCAAACGCGUCUUUCCAGCCCGUGUCUCCCUAUUCAGGCACAAAUACUGCCGACAUUGUGUCACCCUUAAGUGAUUACCCUAGCCCGUUAUCAAGUUAUGGUGGCUUGCGACGCUCUUUGACCACCCGCUCUGACGAACUUCACCUAUAA